Molecule: messenger RNA, 3399 nt
Organism: Micropterus salmoides (largemouth bass)
Lineage: Eukaryota; Metazoa; Chordata; Actinopteri; Centrarchiformes; Centrarchidae
Gene: rassf11
Product: Ras association domain family member 11
Exons: 3
Coding region: 186-1595 (469 amino acids)
Biological process (GO): signal transduction
Source: RefSeq, a predicted model, not a curated record
UUUUUUCAGGCAAAAUGGAAACUAUGCAAGAUGGGUGGGAUCAUAAACUGUCCUCCAGUGGUAGAUGCCAUCAGGAAUUGUAAUUGGUUUUAAUUGUUCAAGUGUUCCUCGCAACCAUAACUUUCCCCCAGAGCAGAGAGGUCAGAGCAGCCGCACUACAGAGAGAACAAAAAAGACUGGUUACAAUGGAAGUAAAGGUGUCAGUGGAUGGUGUCCCACGUGUGGUCUGUGGCGUUACAGAGUACACAACAUGCCAAGAAGUGGUCAUAGCGUUGGCUCAAGCCCUGGGUCAACCUGGACGCUACACGUUACAGGAGAAAUUUAAAGACUUUCAGCGGUGCAUGACGCCCAAUGAAUGCCUUCUGGAGACUCUUAAGAAGUACGGUGAGCAGGCCAGGGAGGUCCAACUCACGCUACUCCACAAGGGACCCUCAGCCUGGGAUGAAAUGAGCAGGACAAAAGUUGGCAGAUACCAGCCCUGCCCGCCAUUGAGAAGAAAAGAUGCAGGUACCAGAAUGCGGCGGGGCAGUGGUUCACUAAGUUUGCAUCGUCAAAGCUUGCCACCUCUGUCCUGUUUAAAACAAGAGGCUGAGCAGCAAAAAGAGGACCUGAAAAGACCCAAAAGAAAGUCUCUGACACUCAUGGAGGAAGCUUGGGAAUGGCUGGAGAGUCUUGGUAAAGGCAAGGUCUAUAGUACUGCCUGUGAUAAGGAAAGCAAUAAGAGGACCGAUAAAAGGAAUCGUACCUCUCUGGAUGUUUCUCUCACUGUUGACAACUCAGGUCAAAGUAGUAGAAGCAAAGUCAGAGGUCAAAAAAGUUUAAAGUCAGACUUGGAUCAUCAAACAUCCUGCUGCAUGGGAAGUCAGACGAUGGGUAGAGAAAGCAAGCACUCCAAAAAAUGUCAAGAGGAAAAAUCUGAUGACGUGUCCAGUUCAGGCUGUGCUACAACUGAAGAUGAGAAAAAUAGCCUAACAGAAACCAUAAUAUGUCAACUCAGUUGUUUGCAGGAUUUACAGGUCCAGAUAGCACGCACAGACAAACAGAUUUUUGAUCUUGAGGAAAGACUGAGGGCCAAAAAACCUGAGCAGGAAGCUCAGCAGAGAAUGGUUGAGGAAGAGAUGGAACAGAUCAAGUUUUGGGAGAAUGAAUUAAAGGCAGAGGAAGGUUACGAGAAAGACUUGCAGUGUCAGUUCCUUGAAAUGAGGGUGAAGGCUCUGGAGUGCAAGCGGAAAAUGCAGGGGCACGAAUUCUUCGCUACACAAAACGCUCAAGAGGAUUCUGAGAUGGUUUCAAAAGUUGUUUCAAAUGCUGCCACUAAGAUUUCAGCUGUUUCAACUAAAAACCUAAAUCUGCAACAAUCUGAUCCAGAUGGGAAUGUAAAUAUUAACAGGAAGUCCCUGCCCAGAGAAGACUUAAACCCUCCUCAUGCUCUAGUUCCUACCAACCAGAUAAAGGAGCGACGGCCCACAGGGCCUACUGAACUGAGGGAGUGGUGGACACGUUGGUCUGAAGCCCAAAGCUCUCCAUCACAGACUAAAAAGAAGGUGAUUCACCGCUCUGAGCUCACCAUAUAUCUGGGCAGCACCAAGGUUUAGAAUCCAAUUAAAAGUGAGGUAUGCGAUUCUGAGGAAAUCCAACACCAUCAUACAAAGUAUACAACAACACAGCAAGCAAUGUAACUAACAUUAGCUGUCUUACAUCAGUUGUGGGUUAACUGCUGCCAAACUAAUGUGCAGAGAGGACAAGACGGUCCCAGAGGCAACACAGCAGCUCCAGACAGUGAUACUCACAACUCGCCUGCCACUAUAGCUAUCAUCACAACAGCAUGUUUUGGCAAGCUAGAAAGCAAGCUGAAUGUCCGUGGGCAAGUCAUUUAACGUCACCUGACACACAAAUCAUGGCUGGAAUAGUGUUGUGUGGCUCAGUCCAAACACCAGUUUUGUUUUUUUCUAGCGCGCACACAGAACAGAAAAAAGAUGUGUAUUGUAUUAGAAUCGCAUACCCCACCUUUAACAGAGGUCAUAGAGUCAAAUAUUAUAAAUGCAUAGAUCACCCUGGUUUAUCUGUAUCCAAUCCUUACUGUUCCUAUGUUUGGGAUAGAACAACAAGCACUGUGGUACAUCUAGUUCCACAUUAGCACAGUCAUCUUUUGGUUUAUUCUCAAGUGAGCCCCCUAGUGAUUGAACAGGUUCCUUAUCAGAAGGGAGCCUGUGUGGUCCUCAGCAAGGAAGCAAGGACAAGGGGAUCACAGUUGAAAUCAAAAUAGAACGCCCUUCACAGCAGCAACUGCUUUCAUAAGAAGCAUUUAAGAAUAUUCACAACUUUACAUUUUAAGAUCAAAAUUACAUCUGCAGGUAAGAUCCCUUGCCAUUGUGCCUUGCACAUCCAACCUAGCUGUCCUAGCAGACAGCUUUCAUCCGUCAUUCUGAGGAUUUGGCCCUCAAGUUGAAAACAAUGUACUUACAAAUAUAGUUAUUUAUAUUAUACUGAAUGAAUUGUAUUUUUCACACUGGAACUGUCACUGAGGAUUAAAACAAAUAAUUAGCCCUUAAGAAAUUAUGGAUUACAUCAGACUAAAAGCUUUGACUGAGCUUCAUCUCUGGUGAAUUUGUAAAUUGUAUCUUCUGCUAAGAAGCACUAGUUGUUUUUCCUCUUUAGAGCACUCAACUAUGCAUAUGCACUAGUGUCUUUUUGUAACAGCUUUUGGCUAGUCUUUAAUAUAGACAGGUUAUUUCUUGCUCUUGAGUGUAACAUUGGUCUACAUAAUUGGUUUUACAGAUACUUUAUGCAGUCUUAAGGCACCAUUUUGUCAAAUAAAAAAAGACGACAAUUUCACAAAACAGCUCAUGAUUUUCAUAAAAUUUUAAUUCAAUUGUUUCAUUCAAGACCAUUAACAAAAGUACAUGAGAACCUCUGUACGUGGUUCAACUGAAACGUGGUGAUCUCCAAAGAAAAUUUUUUUGACUGUAACUUAAUGUGCAGAGGCACAACAGCUCACCCACCAUGUCUCCAGAGCACAAUAACUGAUAUCCUGAUUCUUAAUGCUUCUUUAAAGUGAAUUUCUAUUACUUUACCUUUCUCCUUCUUCGAGUUAAAUUUGUUAUCUGAAAUUUGAACUUUCACUAAGGAAAAAAAAAUAAAAAAAAGCACACAUUACAUACAGUAUAGUUCAACCCACAGGUUUGGGAUGCAUAUCAGUAUUAUUUCUACUAGAAAAGAAAGCCACCCUAAGAUUGUUCUGAAUAUUUUGAUGGUUGGCUGGGAACAGAGGAUACAUCUAAUUUUUUCUUUAGUUUUUUUUAUUUUUAUUUUGCUUGUAGUUUUUAGGCACCUUAUUCUUACUUAAUUCAAUAUUAGCAGAUUGAGUUUCAAUGGAAAAAAGCAAAAAUAUUUGAGAGA